Messenger RNA from Myripristis murdjan (pinecone soldierfish), 1764 nucleotides. RefSeq names its product protein NLRC3-like. The transcript has a single exon. The annotation marks the transcript as partial. NCBI's taxonomy places the organism in Eukaryota, Metazoa, Chordata, Actinopteri, Holocentriformes, Holocentridae. The record is from RefSeq and is a predicted model, not a curated record.
CGUGAACUCAAAUCUAAGCUGAAGAAGAAGUUUGACUGUGUGUUUGAGGGGAUUGCUAAAGCAGGAAACCCAACACUUCUGAAUCAGAUCUACACAGAGCUGUACAUCACAGAGGGAGGGAGUGGAGAGCUCAAUGAGGAACAUGAGGUCAGGUGGAUUGAAACAGCAUCCAGGAAACCAGACACACCAGAAACACCAAUCACAUGUGAGGACAUCUUUAAACCUUUACCUGGAAGAGAUGGACCAAUCAGAGCAGUGAUGACAAAGGGAGUGGCUGGCAUUGGGAAAACAGUCUUAACACAGAAGUUCACUCUGGACUGGGCUGAACACAAAGCCAACCAGCAUAUCCACUUCACAUUUCCAUUCACUUUCAGAGAGCUGAAUCUGCUGAGAGGGAAAAAGUUGAGCUUGGUGGAACUUGUUCAUCACUUCUUCACUCAGACCAAAGAAGCAGGAAUCAGCAGGUUUGAGCACUUCCAGGUUGUGUUGAUCUUUGACGGUCUGGAUGAGUGUCGACUUCCUCUGGACUUCAACAACAACCAGAUCCUGACUGAUGUUACAGAGUCCACCUCAGUGGACGUUCUGCUGACAAACCUCAUCAAGGGGAACCUGCUUCCCUCUGCUCGCCUCUGGAUAACCACACGACCCGCAGCGGCCAAUCAGAUCUCUCCUGAGUGCGUUGACAUGGUGACAGAGGUGAGAGGCUUCACUGACCCACAGAAGGAGGAAUACUUCAGGAAGAGAUUCAGAGAUGAGGAGCAGGCCAGCAGAAUCAUCUCCCACAUCAAGACGUCCCGAAGCCUCCACAUCAUGUGCCACAUCCCAGUCUUCUGCUGGAUCACUGCUACAGUUCUGGAGGACGUGUUGAAAACCAGUGAGGGAGGAGACCUGCCCAAGACCCUGACUGAGAUGUACAUCCACUUCCUGGUGGUUCAGUCCAAAGUGCAGAACAUCAAGUAUCAUGGGAGAGCUGGGACAGAUCUAUACUGGACACCAGAGACCAGGAAGAUGAUCCGGUCUUUGGGAAAACUGGCUUUUGAGCAGCUGGAGAAAGGCAACCUGAUCUUCUAUGAAGCAGACCUGGCAGAGUGUGGCAUUGAUAUCAGAGCAGCCUCAGUGUACUCAGGAGUGUUCACACAGAUCUUUAAAGAGGAGCGUGGGCUGUACCAGGACAAGGUUUUCUGCUUCGUCCAUCUGAGCCUUCAGGAGUUUCUGGCUGCUCUUUAUGUCUUUGUGACCUUCAUCAACUCUGGAGUCAAUCUGCUGUCAGAAGAACAGUCAACCUCCUCCAAGAAAUCUGAACUACACCUCCUCCAGAGUGCUGUGGACAAGGCCUUACAGAGUCCAAAUGGACACCUGGACUUGUUCCUGCGCUUCCUCCUGGGUCUUUCACUGCCAACCAAUCAGACUCUCCUACGAGGCCUGAUGACACAGACAGGAAGUGGCUCACAGACCAAUCAGAAAACAGUCCAGUUCAUCAAGGAGAAGAUCCAGGACAGUCCCUCUCCAGAGAGAAGCAUCAACCUGUUCCACUGUCUGAAUGAGCUGAAUGACCAUUCUCUAGUGGAGCAGAUACAGUGGUACCUGAGAUCAGGACGUCUCUCCACACUCAAACUGUCCCCUGCUCAGUGGCCAGCUCUGGGCUUCAUCUUACUGUCAUCAGAAGAACAUCUGGAGGUGUUUGACCUGAAGAAAUACUCUGCUUCAGAGGAGGCUCUUCUGAGGCUGCUGCCAGUGGUCAAAGUCUCCAGGAAAUCUGUGUAG